Messenger RNA from Alternaria incomplexa, 579 nucleotides. RefSeq lists its product as uncharacterized. The transcript has 2 exons. The coding region runs from base 1 to 579 and encodes 192 amino acids. NCBI's taxonomy places the organism in Eukaryota, Fungi, Ascomycota, Dothideomycetes, Pleosporales, Pleosporaceae. The record is from RefSeq and is a predicted model, not a curated record.
AUGCCUGCUAUCCACCAUCUCCAAGCACGGUUUCUAGAAGACUCAAACGGCAACGGCGGAAUCUCACCGACGGCUAUUGCCCUCAUUGUAUGCCUCGGAAUUGUACCAUGCAUCAUCUUGAUCUGGGCAGUCUGCUACCUCUUCUGGGCCUAUCCAUAUGACCGCAACUGCUGCUGCAUCAAGCGAAAGCGCCGCCCGGAGCCGCAAAGCGUACUGAACCAAGCGCCCAUGAGCGAGGAGACCCUAUUCGAAAAGCAAGGUGUGGCACCUCCACAAAGACCUUUCUCUGUUCAGACCAGGACCGAGUCGGGGAGCUCAAACAACAAUGGGCGCCUGCAGAAGCAGCAGAGGCCUGGCAGUGGAGUCGACACCCGGGGCGCGCGCAUGAGCCAGCAAAGCGUUAUGAGUGCGAACACCAUGACGUACGCCCAAGAGCCUCAGCGAUUCGCACAUCUACCACGAGAUCAAUACCUCAAGCUUAGCAGCGCAGCCACAAGAGUCGCGCCUGCGACACGCUUUACCCUUCGCGAUGAGCAGCUGGAGAGGAUGCAGAAGGCGCUGGGUCGAGAAGCUCAGUAA